AAUUAUUACUGUAUGCAGUUUGAUAACGAAACAUCACGGGCUAGUAAAAUCUGCCUUGGAGUAAACAACGUUUACAGAGAUACAUAAAGGACUGACAUUUGAAAACGGACCGAUCCAUGGAAAGCUUGUCCCUACCAGCGAACCAUAACACUCAAACAAAGCCUCGAUCAGUAGGCGGAAACACCACGACCAACUUAAAAAGUUUUCGCUCUGUGGUUUUAGGAAAGGAUGGCGUAGGAAAAUCAGCCUUUACUGUCAGGCUUCUCACAAAGCGAUUCAUUGGGGAAUACGACAGGACAUUAGAGGAAACUUAUCGCCACCGAGUUGAAGUGGAUGGCCAGAAAAUUCUGUUAGAAAUCCUGGACACUGCAGGGCAAAAUUCUGUCGAGAAAAUCGACGCGUGUUCUUCAGCAGACGUCUUCUUUGUCCUGUACUCGACCACUGAUCGAUCGUCCUUCAAGGAAGCAGCCCUCAUCAUCAGAUACCUGCUCGAGACACGAAAUGUUGCUCAAUCAGCGAUAUUUUUAAUAGCGACAAAAAAAGACCUUAAAUAUGAACAAGAUGUGACGGAGUAUGAAGGAAGACUACUUGCUAUGGAUCUAGGAUGCGAGUUUUAUAUCAUUUCAAGUUCCGAAGGUUUUGAUGGCACACAGGAUGUACUGCGAGGCUCGCUACGGUUCACUUUGAAUAACAAGAACGGCAGUGGUUCUAGAUCGCCAUUGAUGACGCGAGUUAAGAAGGGGCUAAAGCAACACAGAUCGCAAUCACAUGGCACUAAUCAGCCGCAAGUUAUUGAAAGCAGAGAAAGAACUUCCACUCUUUAACAUGACGAUGAAUAUCUUGAACAAGAUGAAAAACUUCAGCCAUAUGGCUUGUUCUCAUUUGUGUCAAAAAUUAAAACAGUUCCAGUACUGGUAUAGGCCUGGAUGGUCUUCAUAACACAUGAGGUGUAAUGAAAGCCAAAUCACGACGUCCAACGUCAGUGGUGCCAACGCACGAGGUAUCAAAAAGAACAUCUGCCCUCUCAAAUUAUUGAAGCAUUUUUGCGGUGUAUACCAGCGCACUGAAACCCACAGGCAUGGAUGUCGUAUGAACAAGAUAAGAUUUUCUAAACAAUGUAAGCCACAUGCGACUCAAAAAGUGCAGAGAAUUAACUUCGGUGCGUUGCUAAACCUAAGAAAGAGAGGACGUUUACGGACAUAAGAUGACCACAACAAUAUGUGUACCAGUAAUAUCCCAAUAGCUGUAAAUUAACCAAUAAACACUCGAGCAUCCAACGCGCUCGUUAAAUUUAAGAGGAUUGAGCGUUUAACUCUUUCAGCGACAAAUUGGACAUCCAUAUUCGACCUACAAACCUUGAUUCAUUUGUCAUAAUAUAACUUUAACGACUGAAUUUGUGUCUUGAAUGGUCAGUUUAAUUUUUAUUAUCGGGUUCUUUAGUCAUUCUGAUGCUAUGUAAAGAAUUAUCUCGAUUUAACACUCCUGUUGGCGGAAGGGAUAAUGCAGCAUAACAUAUAUCGAUUUGUACAUAACCCAGGCGGGCCAAAUAUUUAUGGCAAUAUAUAUAUAUAAUCUUAAAUGUACUAGUCUAAGGUAUUAUUAAGCUAUGUUCUCGUCCUUCUUUGCAUUCUAUUUAAUUCUUAGAUGUUUCUAACUUAUUAGAGCUCAGAGAGAUCUGUUCAAAAUAAAUCAAAACAAUUCAGCA
Molecule: messenger RNA, 1705 nt
Organism: Orbicella faveolata
Lineage: Eukaryota; Metazoa; Cnidaria; Anthozoa; Scleractinia; Merulinidae
Product: ras-related and estrogen-regulated growth inhibitor-like
Molecular function (GO): GTP binding; GTPase activity
Source: RefSeq, a predicted model, not a curated record